Zingiber officinale is the source of this 540-nucleotide messenger RNA. Its product is annotated as transcription factor MYB65-like. The record is from RefSeq and is a predicted model, not a curated record. Lineage: Eukaryota; Viridiplantae; Streptophyta; Magnoliopsida; Zingiberales; Zingiberaceae. The coding region runs from base 1 to 540 and encodes 179 amino acids. The transcript has 2 exons.
AUGAAGAAGGGGCUCUGGAGCUCUGAAGAGGAUGAUAUUUUAAGCGAGUACUUUAAGGAGCACGUGCGGCGAGGGGAAAUGGCGCCUCAUCGAGAAGAACUCGGUCUCGUCUCGAUCGUGGAAGAGUUGCCGGCGUGCUGGCUGUAUCAUCUCAAGCCUGAUCUGAAGAAAGGCCCCAUUACAACCGAAGAAGAACAAUUGUUCAUCAAGCUUCACAGAUGGGCUCAAAUAGCAAAACAUAGUGGAGACUUAAAGAAUCAACAGGAGAAUGCUUCCAACUUUACAACAGAUUUAGACAGGAAGGAGUGUGCUAGCCUUGCUGAAGAUGCAACCAAUUUCCCAGAUGAAAUAAUUGAAGAUGAUAAUUUUACUAACUUGGUUGAUGAGCCUAGGCAACAGAGUGUAGCUGUGGUUGUUCAUGAAAUGGAGAAGCAACCUCCUACUGAUGAUUCAAAAUCAGUAAUUUUACCACUCAUGGUUUACCUGAUCAUUACAUAUAUCCAAACAAGAUGCAAAGAGGGGAAUUUAAAUCUGUUGUAA